Messenger RNA from Synchiropus splendidus (mandarinfish), 2945 nucleotides. Its product is annotated as rac GTPase-activating protein 1-like. The coding region runs from base 100 to 1998 and encodes 632 amino acids. Gene Ontology annotation, biological process: signal transduction. NCBI's taxonomy places the organism in Eukaryota, Metazoa, Chordata, Actinopteri, Syngnathiformes, Callionymidae. The record is from RefSeq and is a predicted model, not a curated record. The transcript has 17 exons.
AGAAAAAACGGCGCUGUUUUUAAACUGAAGGAGGAGUACGGUCUUCGUCACCCUCUUGGCCGCUGGAGUGAACUGUGGAGCUUCUUCACUUUGAGCAGAAUGGAGUCGCCUACAGUGAACCUGUACAACCAGUUCCAGAGUCUACAGCCGCUAAUGGACGGACUGAAUGAGAUGAUCGAACCUCAGUUCAUCCAGAUGGCUGUGAACUUUGAGGACUGCCGUAAAAAAUGGCUUCAGACAGACGAGGAGUUGGUGUCGUGCAAGGAAGUGCUGGCCAAAACAGAAACUGAGAGGGGAGCGCUGGAGGUCAAACUGAAGCAUGCUCGCAACCAGGUGGAUGUGGAGAUCCGUCGCCGACAGAAGGCUGAAGCCGUCUAUGAGAAGCUGGAACGACAGCUACAGCUGAUCCGGGAGCUGUUGAUAUCGGAAAACAGCGGGAACAGUGUCCACCUGAGUGAGGAGCAGCGCUCGGCCCUGGCCUUCCUCAGUGCCCACUCCCAAGCAGCACAGGCUGCUAAAGCUAAUCUCAACUCCAGUCACAGAUUAACCACCAUCGAUGAAUCUGCCUCCUUGAUGUCAGACAUCAGCUUUGACCAGACAGAUGACUCGCUGGACUGGGAUUCCUCUGCAGUCAAGAAUGUGCGACUCCGUAAACGGCAGAAGCGACGAUCCUCCAGAAAACUCGAGCUUCCUCCACAGAUGACUAAAAAGUCCCGCUCCUCUGGACGCCCAUCUGAUAAGAUCAAUGAAUCUAUCGUGGCGAAAACCACCAUCACUGUUCCAGCUAAUGGCGGUCCUGUAGAGGCUGUGUCCACUAUUGAAACAGUGCCAUAUGCAACACGAAGCCGGAAAAAGAGCGCAGUGGGUCCAUCCUGGGCAGAUACCACCACAACAGACCAGUCUGAAACUGCGAGUGAAGCCCCGAGCACACCUGUGUCAGACUUCCCACCUGCUCUCCAAACACAGAGGGGAAGAGGAAGGAAACACCAGUUUAUCCCCAAAACUGUGAUCAGGUCUGAGGUCUGUGUACCUUGCGGCAGAAGAACAAAGUUUGGCAAACUAUACUUGCGCUGUCAGGAUUGUAGGGUGAUUUCCCACCCAGAAUGCCGCGAUCGCUGCCCCCUGCCAUGCAAUCCUGUGGCGCUUAGCACUCCUAUAAGAAACACAGAGAACACGUUGGCUGACUUCACUCCAUUCACUGCGCCGAAGAUUCCCGCUUUGGUCAUCUUCUGCAUCAGGGAGAUUGAGCGCCGAGGCCUUCAUGAGGUUGGCCUGUACAGAGUCUCUGGCAGUGAGCGCCAGGUGAAGGAACUGAAGGAGAAGCUGAUCAGGGGGAAGACACGCCCUGCUCUGGACAAAGUAGAAGACAUUAACGUGAUAACUGGCGUGCUGAAAGACUUCUUUAGAAAUCUUCCCGAGCCACUUCUCACCUUCAGCCUGAACAAAGCCUUCAUGGAAGCUGCAGAAGUCCAGAAUGACAACAAUAGCCUGGCCAUGAUGUACCACAACAUCCAUGAGCUUCCUCAACCCAACCGAGACACACUGGCCUGUCUCAUGAUUCAUCUGCAAAAAGUGUCUCAAAGUGUGGACACCAAGAUGAACGACAGCAACCUGGCCAGAGUGUUUGGACCCACACUCGUGGGUCACAGUGUUCCCGAUCCAGACCCGAUGACCAUUCUGCAGGACACAAGCCGGCAGCCACGGGUGAUUGAGCGUUUGCUCAGCAUCCCUGUGAGCUACUGGCACCAGUUUGCCUACCCAGAAGACACAGAGAUGGACAGCGCUCUCCAAAGUGAAACUCCAGAUUUAAAGGUGAGCAUCCUGGGACCGGUGAGGACACCAGAGCACCAGAUGAUGAACAAGACGCCUUCGUCCAGCUCUCUGUCCCAGCGCAUGUUCCAAACCCUCUCCAGCACAACACUAUUUGGAAGCAAGAACAAAGCAUCGACUCUCUCGAACCGCCAGGCCAACUUCUUCGCCUCGCCUCAGUUGAAGUGAUGGAGAGUGGAGGAGAUGAAGGUGACCCACUUUUAAAUGUUGGGCUGCUAGCUGCAAUAACCAAAUCAUAACUAUGCUUAAACAGUGUGCAAUUUCCAAAGUGUUAUUUUUAAUCAAUGCAUAUCUGCACAUACCUUCACUACACUUUUGUAUUACUAAUAACUGUAUUGUUUACUGUAAUGUAGUGCGUAACUGCCAAGGUCUUUAGGAAGCUAAUCUCCUUUUGUAACCUCCACUAGUCUGGAAUGUGUCAUUCAAUCACUUUUAUGUUCAUGUUUAACAAACCUGUGGUUAUAACCGCAGAAUUGCUCGCCAAAAAACGACUGCCGUCUGAUUUGGAAGACAAAUCAUGCUAUUUUUUUUUAUGUUUAACAAGGAUGUUUUAAAUGAUCCCAGCCACCUUGAACCAGGUUUAAACGUUGCAAUGGUCUUUAAAUGGGAGAACCGAAUCGGUGUGGAGAGCUCGUCACUAUUUUUUUUUCGCUUCUGGGUGUUCUCCACUAGAGGACGCUGCGGCAUAACGUUUGAAACUCCUCCGCACCCAGCGGCUCUGCUUUGCACAGAACUAGUCCGCAACACUGACACUAGUGCUCAUAGUAGAUAAAAACAGUAGAUGAAGGGUUAUUUAUGUCAUAAUGGCAGACCUGUAAGAAAUGUAGGCAAGAAAAGUAUGUGCUUACUGCCAAAUGAGUCAGUGCUGAAAGAGCCAGUUCUUCUCUCUGAGACGACCCGUGUUGGAGCCGCACAGAGGAAACCAUCAUGUGGACUGAAGUUCUGAACUAGUGCAUCCAAACCACCGGCAGCAUCAUGUGCCAAAGUGAGAACUCUGUUGGGAUAUUCUACCACUGUGCUGCUGUAUCUGUAUUUUCUUCCUCUGUGCCUUUACUUGUCUGAGUGCAGUCUUUUGUUGAAAAAAAAAUCUUUGUGUUUUAGUCUGGCAGAUUGGA